AUGCCGUACUGGUUCUUAACGCUCGGCCGAACCACACACAGGUCUCACGGUUCGGCUUUACUGUGA
Molecule: messenger RNA, 66 nt
Organism: Geodia barretti
Lineage: Eukaryota; Metazoa; Porifera; Demospongiae; Tetractinellida; Geodiidae
Source: the annotation of a GenBank genome assembly